AAAAGAGGUUCAAAAUGAUUCAUACUAGACUUGUAUGAAUAAUGCGGAAAGCCAAAGCCAAAAAAGCCUAACCUCUUCCCUCUAUCGUCUUUCUGGAUCCAAUCGGUGACGGCCGACAACCGUUUUUCUUGAUCUCCGACAACCUUAACCACAAUUAAAACCCAACUUAUAUUUCUUAAUUGAUCAAAGCUGUCACUUCACAUAUACAUACAUAUAUACAUACAUACACCAUCUCAUAUGUAUAUAGAGAUACAUAGAUAGAUCCAAAGUUGUUAAAAUUACACCUCAUUCUUGUGCUAGCACAUAUAGUUGUCGCAUGGUGAUGCAUGGAAGCCUAAAUAGAAGAUUUGCAUACUGCGCAAAGGGGAGGUGCAUUUCUAUACGUGUAUUUUGUUAUUAAGUCCUGAGAUGGCAUGCCACUAUCCUUAAAACUUCAUAGGUCUUUUCAAAGAUGGCAUUUAGUGGAAUUGCAGAUUUUUUUUCUUCUGUGAUAAGUCGUUUCUCAGCUCCAAGAUCGUCUACAGGUCCAUAUGCAUCAUCUGGAUUACCACCACUUGGUAGUCCUGUUCAUGGAUUUGGUUUCCCUGGUUCUAGACAAAAGAAUCUUUUAAGACUGUCCUCAUCCCUUCAAGAUUUCUCUGCAUAUCGUCGUCUUGAUCCAGAGGAUGGCAACUUUAGCCCUGCAGUUGAUAACAGUUUACCUAAUACAAACCAGUACCAUUUCAUUAGAGAGAACGGUGGAACAAGUUUCUCCAAAGAGAAGUCAUCAUCACAAUCCAAUGUAAAAAGAAAAUGGGUGCGAGUAAUGAUGAUUCUAUUGUGCUUGCUGUUGUUUGCUUUGCUUAUUUAUGGUUUACUAUUUUUAUAUUCAAACUGGGCUAAUGGGUCAGCCAGAUUCUAUGUUGUCCUUGAUUGUGGUAGCACCGGAACACGGGUUUAUGUGUACCAAGCAUCCAUAAAUCACCAAAAAAGUGGUAGUCUUCCUAUCAUGUUGAAAUCAAUACCAGAAGAUCUUAAGAGCAAACCUAGUUCUCAAAGUGGGAGAGCUUAUAACCGUAUGGAGACUGAACCAGGGUUUGAUAAACUGGUCCAUAAUGCAUCUGGUUUGAAGCAUGCAAUAAAACCACUUCUGAAAUGGGCAGAAAAACAGAUCCCGAAGCAUGCACAUAAGACCACAUCAGUCUUUCUUUAUGCAACAGCUGGCGUUCGGCGGCUGCCUAGUAUAGACUCAGACUGGCUUCUAAAAAAUGCUUGGUCCAUAAUGAAGCAUUCAUCUUUCUUGUGCCGAAGAGAGUGGGUUAAGAUUAUUAGCGGCAUGGAGGAAGCAUACUACGGUUGGAUUGCUUUGAAUUAUCAUGCUCAUGUUCUAGGAGCUACACCAAAAAAAGAAACAUUUGGUGCACUUGAUUUGGGUGGUUCAUCAUUGCAGGUCACAUUUGAGAGCCAAGACUACCUUAACAAUGAGACUAGCUUGAACUUAAGAAUUGGCCCAUUAAACCAUCACUUGAGUGCAUAUUCUCUUGCAGGUUAUGGUCUGAAUGACGCCUUUGAUAAAUCUGUGGUGCAUCUCUUAAAACAGAAUCCCCAACCUAAUUUACUUAAAGGAAAAGCUGUAGUAAAACAUCCUUGCUUGCAGACUGGUUACAAAGAGAAAUACAUCUGCUCCCAGUGUCAUUCUGCACUUCAGCCAAACAGAAGGAAGCUUUUGGGCAAAGGAGGAAAAUCUGGGAUUCCGGUUCAGUUGAUUGGUGCUCCAAAAUGGGACGAAUGUAGUGCUUUGGCUAAAAUAACCGUCAAUUUAUCAGAAUGGUCAACAAAGAGUCAAGGGAUUGAUUGUGAUUUACAUCCCUGUGCUCUUCAAAGUGAUUUACCUCGCCCAUUUGGUCAAUUCUAUGCCAUGUCUGGUUUCUACGUGGUUUAUCGAUUUUUUAACCUAAGUUCCGAUGCUGCUCUUGACGAUGUUCUAGAAAAAGGUCGGGAGUUUUGUGAAAAAGCAUGGGAUGUCGCUAAGAAGAGUGUGCCACCUCAGCCCUUUAUAGAGCAGUAUUGCUUCAGGGCACCAUAUAUUGUUUUACUAUUGAGGGAAGGCUUACACAUAACAGAUAGACAAGUCACCAUUGGUUCAGGGGGUAUUACUUGGACGACUGGAGUUGCUCUUUUGGAAGCCGGGAAUGCAAUAUCCGCACGGGCAAGCCUGCGUAACUAUAGAUUGUUAGAGAUGAAAAUAAAUCCGCUUAUUAUUCCUGUGAUUUUGUUUGUUUCCUUGUGUCUUGUUGUCUGUGCCUUAUCCAAGUGUGGGCCAAGGUUCUUCCGUAGGCUAUAUUUUCCCCUUAUUAGGCACAACAGCACGUCAGGGACUUCAGUUUUGAAUAUAUCAAGUCCUUUUAAUUUCCGGCGUUGGAGUCCAAUCAUUUCAGGGGAAGGAAGAGUUAAGAUGCCACUGAGCCCAGUGGCAAGUGCUCAAAACAGAGCCUUCGGUCCGGACAUCCAGCUGGCUGAAUCUUCACUAUAUCCUGUUACACAUAGCUUUUCUUCAAGCAGUCUGGGCCAGUCCCAGUUUGAUAGUAUCAAUAACAUGGGCGCAUUCUACUCGGGUCCCCACCGAGGUCAAAUGCGUCUGCAGAGCAGACGAUCACAAUCUCGAGAAGACCUUAAUUGUUCAGUUGCUGAUGCACAUUUGGUCAAGGUUUGAGGCAUCUCAUGUUAAUUUUUUCUUCACCAACCAAUAUCUCAAACUAAACUCGAUUCAUCAUAGAGGCUUUGUAAAUGUUAUAAUGCUUUUUCGCCAUAUGCAAAGUCUUUUUGAUCCUGAGUGAGCCAACUCACUAGGAAAGGGGGAGUCAACAAACGCUGAAAAGUUCUGAUGGCUAACUGGAAGGUUAGGCCUGAACUUUGUAGAUACCUUAACAUGUUGGCCUUGACAACGCAUGGUUUGACCAAGUGGUGAGAUCUGUUUUCUUGCGGAUCGAGGUUCUUGACGCUGAGGGUUUGCAUACUUUUGAUGAUUUUUUUGUACAAUCAAUUCUCCAGUCUUUAAAUAGGAGAGAUGAUGCUGGGGGCAUGUUAACAUAUUGGCCUAAUUGGGGGAUUCUUUUUGUACAAUAUCUGAUAGAUUCCUGUUGCUUAAGUUAAAGUUAUACUUCAGUUAUUUUCUGUUAUUCGCGUCAAGCUAUAGAUUUACAAAUUUAGCUAUACUUUUGGGUUCCUUCUUGCACACUGGAGAUUGGAUGAUAGCUAUAGAGGGCGCUGAGCUUCUGUUAUAGGAAGUUACGUAGGAAUAUGUACUUUCUUCUUUACAUUUGUCUUGAAAUAUACCGUAUAAGAAUGCAUAGCUUAAGUUGCUGUUUUCAAAA
Molecule: messenger RNA, 3353 nt
Organism: Erigeron canadensis
Lineage: Eukaryota; Viridiplantae; Streptophyta; Magnoliopsida; Asterales; Asteraceae
Product: probable apyrase 7
Exons: 3
Coding region: 452-2692 (746 amino acids)
Biological process (GO): nucleoside diphosphate catabolic process
Cellular component (GO): membrane
Molecular function (GO): nucleoside diphosphate phosphatase activity
Source: RefSeq, a predicted model, not a curated record